UGACUUGCAUUAGAGAGCAUGAGUUUGAUGAAGAACUGAAAUCAAAUCCUGAAAUGAAAGCUUUUGUCUCCCGCCUGCAGUUCAUGGACCGAUUGGACCCGCGUAACGCUUUCUAUGGUGGUCGAACGAAUGCGGUUAAACUUCUCCACAAAGUAGACGGUGACGAACAAAUCCGUUAUUAUGAUGUCAACAGCGAGUACCCGUUCGUCAACAAAAUCAAGCGGUAUCCUGUUGGUCAUCCCAUUAUUAUAACUAAGAAUUUCCUCGAUAUUCGAAACUACUUUGGAGUGGUGGUGUGUGAAUGCUACCACCUGGGGAUCUGGCCUAUCCGGUUUUACCUUACCGCUGUGGCGGCAAACUGACAUUCCCUUUGUGCCGAACGUGUAUGGAGAAACACCUUAACACCAAAUGCGAACAUGCGGAUUGUGAACGUGCCAUUACUGGUACCUGGUGCACAUCGGAAAUUUUGAAAGCGCUUGACUGUGGAUAUGGCGUAGUCAAAAUCUUUGAAGUUUGGCACUUUGACAAGCAUGAAGACCGACUGUUUGAAGGUUAUAUUAAUCAGUUCCUUAAAAUCAAAACGGAGUCCAGUGGAUGGCCCGCAGAAAUUCAGACGGAAGCGCAGAAACAAAAGUACAUUGCGGAUUUUAAAGAACACGAAAACGUUGAUUUGGACUAUGAAAAAAUAAAUUCGAAUCCAGGUUUAAAGGCACUAGCCAAGCUGUGUUUGAACAGUUUUUGGGGCCGCCUGGGAAUGCAGGACAACAAAUUGAACACCAUGUAUAUCAGUGAACCUGAAAAGUUUUACGGUAUGCUACUGUCGGGAAAGCAUCACGUGAAUUCUUGGGAUUUAUUCACGGAAGAAAUUGUUCAAAUUACGUACACAACCGAACCCGGAUUUGUCGACCGUAAUCCUAAUACGAACGUCAUUCUUGCAGCGUUAACUACCUGCUGGGCGCGACUGCAUUUGCUAAAGUUUAUGGAGAUGGUUGAAGGUCGACUGCUGUAUUUUGAUACCGACUCAAUAUUUUUUGUAACUCGUCCGGGAGCUGUUGAUCCUCCUACCGGAAUUUUUCUCGGUGAUUUAACAAACGAAUUGAAGCCAGGAAUAUACAUAACACAGUUUGUCAGUCUGGGAGCCAAAACCUAUGCCUACGUUACAAAUGAUAGGGCCAGCGUUGUCAAAGUUAAAGGUUUCACCAUAAACGGACGCACUAGCGAGCAGAUCAACUAUACAACGAUGCUGGACAUGCUGGAAAACCGUAACGUAGUCGAUGUACAGUAUCCUGAUAUUCUUCAAAGGGUCAAAUCCAGUUUGAGCAUUCGUAACGCAAGUGCAGUGAAACGAUUUCAAGUAACUUAUGAUAAACGUCGUGUUAUUGAUGAACAGUUUAAUACAGUACCAUUUGGUUACAAGUUGGUUUAA
Molecule: messenger RNA, 1426 nt
Organism: Paramacrobiotus metropolitanus
Lineage: Eukaryota; Metazoa; Tardigrada; Eutardigrada; Parachela; Macrobiotidae
Exons: 4
Coding region: 302-1426 (374 amino acids)
Source: RefSeq, a predicted model, not a curated record